Molecule: messenger RNA, 1271 nt
Organism: Lethenteron reissneri (Far Eastern brook lamprey)
Lineage: Eukaryota; Metazoa; Chordata; Hyperoartia; Petromyzontiformes; Petromyzontidae
Source: RefSeq, a predicted model, not a curated record
CACGUGUGUACAUUUUUCUCCUCCCUCAAAAUAAGUUUGUGCCGAACUUAAAAGUUCCAUCACUGCAACUGAGACUGCCUCUGGGUAACGACCAAACAUGUUCGUUUACAAGCACCAAGCUUAUGCGUGUAUCUAUGCAGUGGCAGUACUGAUGCAUUGCGCAGUGCGAGUGGCAAUGGGCAGCACACUCCGCGGGAGUCCGGCUGGCGUGGGGCGAUCAAGCAGCGGCACCAUGACCGUGUCGGUGACGGAGGGGCAACUCGCCGUGUUGGAGUGUGGCUCCGACUCCACCGAGCCUCUCAGAUACCUCUACUGGUACAAGGGAAGGGCGCCGCCUCAGAAAACGCUAGUUGCCUUCCUGAACAGCGAGACGCACGCGAACGGCACUGGCCGCGGUGAACCGGGCCAGAGGGCCUCGAUCCGGGGCCGCUCCACGCUGCAUCUCGGCCGGGCUAGACGAUCCGACUCGGGCACGUACCGCUGUGAAGCCCUGCCCGUGCGCUCGCGAAAAGUGGUUCCUCACGAGGUGCAGCUCAUCGUCACAGAGAGGAGAAUUGUUGUUGCAAGCACAGUCAACGACAAGACACACACACCAAUUACAUCAGUCAGCUCUUUUGUGACACCAGAACAAACAAGCUCAACAACGAUAAAGGGCAACAACGUUACAGACUUGCGCAGGGAAUUUCACAAAGACCUACUCAGAAAUUUGUUUCCAGACGGCACCAUAAAAUCUGAAGAAAUUUUGUUGGUGGUUAUAGUAGUCGUCAUGCUUUUGGCAUCAUUUCUCCUUGUUGUCGUCAUCCUUAAAAUUCUGUGCAAGAGGACAAAGACACAGGAAGAAGGAAGGACACAUACAAAUAAAGAUGAGAAAAACCCAUGCCUUGCAACGUAGUACAUUUCCUCAUUCCAACAUCAAUCACAUGGCUUGUGAAAAACCCCCAAGUUGCUUUACAUAUAUUUACCGAUGUCACGUUAAAUAUAAAUACAUAUCAAAGCUGUAUGAUCUUUUAACACAGAUGUAUCACCAAUUAUUUUUUACACUAACGUAUGUAUUAUAUGCUGUACAGUAUACAGGGAUAUUGUUUUUAAAUAAAGUUUUAUUAAAACCGUAUCUCGCGGGCUCGGCCUCUCCUUUUAUUCAUCUUGCUAGCCGGCGUUUUACUCCACUUCAAAUACGCGUAGAAACUUGACGGCAAUUCGGUGUGAACUAAAUGUUUACAAUUUUUGGGAGCACUGUAUACAUUAUAUCAAAUAAAGUGAAUAGAAUUGUG